Molecule: messenger RNA, 3561 nt
Organism: Ananas comosus (pineapple)
Lineage: Eukaryota; Viridiplantae; Streptophyta; Magnoliopsida; Poales; Bromeliaceae
Product: receptor-like protein kinase HSL1
Exons: 3
Coding region: 98-3058 (986 amino acids)
Biological process (GO): protein phosphorylation
Molecular function (GO): protein kinase activity; ATP binding; receptor serine/threonine kinase binding
Source: RefSeq, a predicted model, not a curated record
UGUCCCUCUCCCCCUCUCUCUCUCUCUCUCUCUAAGCAACAAUGGCGAUUCAAAUCCGACCACAUCUCCACCCUCUCAUCCUUGUUUUGGGCAUAACAUGAUAGGCCUAAGCUGUAAUUUGGAGAGGCGCGGCAAUUUUUGUAUUAUUUUGACCAAAUUAUCCUCCUCAAUGUUAAAAUUAAUCCCUUUCCUCUAUUUCUCCACUUCUCUUUUCUUUAUCCUUCUACCAUUAUCUACUUCUUUGCCACUUGAAACGCAAGCACUCCUCGACAUAAAGAGGCACUUAAAUGAUCCCAUGAACCAUCUUGCUAGCUGGAACAAAUCUAAUUCUCCUUGUCAAUUUUAUGGUGUCACCUGCGACUUAAGUUCCCAGCACGUGAUUGGAAUUGCACUUGCCAAUUUAUCAUUAUCUGGCUCACUAUCGCCCUCUGUUUCUCUUCUACCAAGUUUAGUUUCUCUAGAGCUUGGAGCAAAUAGCUUAUCAGGAAUUGUACCUUCCGAACUUGCCAACUGCACAAAUCUUCAAGUUCUUAAUCUCUCAACAAACAGCUUAACUGGUAAGGUGCCGGAUCUUUCAGCUCUAAAGAACCUUCAAGGUUUUGACCUGUCAACAAACGGCUUUUCCGGUGAAUUUCCAACAUGGAUCGGGGAAUUAUUAGGCCUAGUCGAGCUGGGCCUUGGAGAGAAUAAUUUUGAUGAGGGGUUUAUUCCACAAAAUAUUGGAAAUUUAAAGAAUUUGACAUGGCUCUUCUUGGGACAAUGUAAUCUCAUUGGCGAAAUACCGGCCUCCAUUUUCGAGUUAACUUCACUAGGAACAUUAGACUUCUCCAGAAACCAGAUCUCUGGGAUAUUUCCAAAAGCAAUUUCAAAUUUGCAAAAUCUCUACAAGAUCGAGCUCUUCCAGAACAAUUUGACUGGAGAAAUCCCUCCUGAGCUUGCAAAGCUCACACUAUUAUCUGAAUUUGAUAUUUCUCGCAACCAACUGAGUGGAGAGAUUCCUCCUGAAAUCGGUAGCCUUAAAAAGCUGAAAAUUUUUCAUCUGUAUCGGAACAACUUCUCGGGUGAAAUUCCUGAAGGAUUUGGGGAGCUGGAGUUUCUUUGGUCAUUUUCCAUCUAUGAGAAUAGUUUUUCUGGAAAAUUUCCUGCAAAUUUCGGUCGUUUCUCGCCACUCAACAGCAUAGACAUAUCUGAGAACAAUUUCUCCGGUGAAUUUCCCAGAUUCCUUUGUCAAAACAACAACCUUCAAUUCUUGCUCGCUCUUGAUAAUGACUUUUCGGGUGAAUUUCCAGAUUCUUAUUCAUCUUGCAAAACUUUGCAGAGGUUUCGAAUUAGUCAGAACCACUUCACCAGGAAAAUCCCCGACGGUAUCUGGGGAUUGCCAAAUGCAGUAAUUAUUGAUGUAGCAGACAAUGGUUUUGUUGGAGGGAUUUCUUCAGACAUAGGAGUUUCAGCUAGUCUAAAUCAGUUAUAUGUUCAAAAUAACAAGUUCGUUGGGGAGCUUCCUCCUGAACUGGAGAAUCUGUACCAGUUGCAGAAACUUUUUGCUUUUAAUAACAGCUUUUCUGGCCAAAUCCCUUCUCAAAUUGCCUCCCUCAAGCAGUUAUCAUCUUUGCAUUUGGAAGGAAAUGUCCUUACAGGACCAAUUCCUUCGGAAGUCGGGUUGUGUACUAACCUGGUAGACCUAAAUCUUGCACAAAAUUUAUUGGGAGGUACUAUUCCAGAAACACUAGAUUUACUUACUUCCCUCAAUUCGCUCAAUCUAUCCCAAAACUAUCUCCGCGGCUCAAUUCCAGAGGGUUUGCAAGCAUUAAAGCUAAGUUAUGUCGAUUUUUCCAAUAAUCAAUUAUCAGGAGGGAUACCACCAGAGCUUCUGCUAAUAGCUGGUGAAGAAGCAUUUUCUGGAAAUGACGGGCUUUGUAUUGAAGAGAUUCCCAGAACCCAGAAAUACUCUAGUUUAAGUUUUUGCAAUUCGAAUCAUGGCCGCAAUGGUGUUUUGGGAAGGCGAGUAGUUCUUAUGAUAAUCAUCUUUGUAGUAUUGAUUGUCCUUUUAGCUGGCCUGGCAUUUGUGAGCUAUGAAAGCUUUAAGCUCGAAGAACGUCGCAAAAGGAGAGAUUUUGAUGAGUGCAAAGGAAAAGAUUCAAAGUGGGUACUCGAAUCUUUUCAUCCAAUGGAGCUUGAUCCAGAGGAAAUAUGUAAUCUGGAAGAGGAUAAUUUGAUUGGAAGUGGAAGCGCAGGUAAAGUUUAUAAAUUGGAUUUGAAUAAAAGCCGAGGAACUGUUGCUGUAAAGCAAUUAUGGAAAAAUGAUGCAGCAAAAGUACUAACGGCAGAAAUAAACAUUUUGGGAAAGAUCAGGCACAAAAAUAUAUUGAAAUUGUAUGCUUUGCUAAGAGUAGGGGGAUCAAAUUUUCUUGUUUAUGAAUAUAUGCCGAAUGGCAAUUUAUAUCAAGCUCUUCGAAGGGAAUUUAAAGGUGGGCAGCCAGAGUUGGAUUGGAAUAAAAGGUAUAAGAUUGCUGUGGGGGCUGCAAAGGGUAUUAUGUAUCUUCAUCAUGAUUGCUCUCCGCUCAUUAUUCAUAGAGACAUAAAAUCCACUAAUAUAUUGUUAGAUGAUGAGUAUGAUGCAAAAGUUGCUGAUUUUGGAAUAGCAAAGAUUGCAGAAGGGUCGGAGCUCAGUUGUUUUGCUGGUACUCUUGGUUAUCUUGCUCCUGAGCUUGCAUACUCUCUCAAGGCAACAGAGAAGAGUGAUGUCUAUAGCUUCGGUGUUGUCUUACUGGAAUUGCUCACAGGCCGCAGUCCAAACGAUCCUCAAUCCGACAAUGGAGAAGAUCUCGUCUGUUGGGUAUUGACUCGCCUAGACGGCCAAAACUUCUCAAAAGUCUUUGACCCAAGGGUGUCUAUUUAUGCAGAAGAAGAUAUGCUGAAAGUUCUAAAUAUAGCCAUUCUCUGCACGAAUAAGUUGCCGUCGGUGCGGCCUACCAUGAGAGAAGUAGUCAACAUGCUUAUUGAUUCUGGUCCUUGCUCUAUCAGGAAGAGAGCAAAGAGCUUUGGUAAUAACUGCUAGCUUUUCCUUAAGCAGCUCUUUUUGUAUAGGGGCGUUUACACAAAUAUCCCUGCAUUUAGUUACAUAGAUCCUAUGCGAAUUCCGAAUUCUCAAUACAUUCCCCAUGCAGCUCUUUGAAAGAACCUUAUCUUUAAGUUGGGCAGUCAUCGGAAUCCCUGGAGGGUUGAAGCUUGUUGUGAAUCUAAAAUGAAUCUAAGUGCGUCAUUUUCAUAACUACAAGAGCAUAUGCUUUAAUGAUCUUUGAUGAAAACUCAGAUUUUGCAGGGAACUGUGUAAACAGAGAAUCUGUAGGGAUGUAUGUGUAAAUUACCCAUGUUGUAUAAUAUCAGUGUAGUAAUGAGAAUGUUUAGGUAGUCUAGCUCAUGUACAAGAUAUUCAGUUUUAGAAUUGCUUCUUUUAUUGAUCUAGGAAAUGCCGUAGGAGGCAUUUGGUAUCAAUUUAGGACUCAACACUUGUAUUUGAUCAUCUGUAUGCUAGCAAUAGAUUUUCUUUUCUUUUUUUUA